Messenger RNA from Trichoderma citrinoviride, 354 nucleotides. Its product is annotated as carbonic anhydrase. The coding region runs from base 1 to 354 and encodes 117 amino acids. The record is from RefSeq and is a predicted model, not a curated record. NCBI's taxonomy places the organism in Eukaryota, Fungi, Ascomycota, Sordariomycetes, Hypocreales, Hypocreaceae. Gene Ontology annotation, molecular function: carbonate dehydratase activity; zinc ion binding. The transcript is spliced from 4 exons.
AUGGUCGAAAUCAGCGAGAUCCGUAAUGCAGGUGGCCGGGCCAGCGAAGCUCUUCGCUCAAUCAUCUGCGUCGACCAGAUGCUUGGCGUGGGAGCAGUCAUUGUCAUCCACCACACCGAUUGUGGACUUACUCACCUCCGAAACGAUUCCCUGCACAAGGCUCUGACUGAAAAAGCAUCCGGCAAUGCAGAUGAGAUUGCCAAAAUGGACUUUGGUGAGAUCCUCGAUUUGAAGGCGAGUGUUGUUGAAGAUGUGAAGAUACUCAAAGAAAACCCGUACUUGAGAAGGGACUUGAAGGUCUAUGGGUAUGUGUAUGAUAUUAAGACCGGAAAGCUUGAGGAAGUGAAGGAGUAA